This is a messenger RNA of Rodentolepis nana, 399 nucleotides long. Lineage: Eukaryota; Metazoa; Platyhelminthes; Cestoda; Cyclophyllidea; Hymenolepididae. The record is from the annotation of a GenBank genome assembly.
AUGAAGAAGCCGCGAAUCAAGUUGAAAUUAUUCGGCUCCUCGCUGUCGGGCAAAACAGCGCUCUCGUCUUCCCUCCGCUCUGGCUUCAUCGCCGGCUACUUUAAGCGCAAAAUGAAAGCAAUCAGUCAUAUGGCUGAUUGGCUUACCGAUGGAGGUCAGUUGUCGAACUCUGCUUAUUGGAUACCUUGUAAAAUCAAUGAAUUUGCUUUAAAAACGACCUUCUUUCUUUGCGAACUAUGUAUUAAUAUGUCCAAUAUUCUCUUUGUUCUGACUACUUGUCUGAAGGUGAUUGAUAGAAUAUGUAGCUCAAAUGAUAUGAUCGUACUCAAGAACAUAAUUAUGUCACCUUUUAAACGUUCUGCACACUCGAAAUGUACAGACAUGAUUGUGAUCAUGUGA